Messenger RNA from Paramacrobiotus metropolitanus, 972 nucleotides. Its product is annotated as tubulin polymerization-promoting protein family member 2-like. The record is from RefSeq and is a predicted model, not a curated record. Bases 195 to 731 code for a protein of 178 amino acids. The transcript is spliced from 3 exons. Gene Ontology annotation, molecular function: tubulin binding. NCBI's taxonomy places the organism in Eukaryota, Metazoa, Tardigrada, Eutardigrada, Parachela, Macrobiotidae. Gene Ontology annotation, cellular component: microtubule. Gene Ontology annotation, biological process: microtubule polymerization; microtubule bundle formation; positive regulation of protein polymerization.
GGAAAAAUAAGUAGUAAAAUAGACUUCAAAGUUUUGUUUAGCGAGUGUUCAGAGAUAAAUCCAGUACUGAAUCGUUUGUACUCAGUGCGUAUAAUUACUGAAAACCAAAGUAUGAUGUAAUGUGCAGUCUGUACUAAACUACUCUCGACGUCUGUUUUUCAGUUAUUCAGCUCGUCGUGUUCAGCGAUUAAGAAAUGCCAGCUGAUCUGUCUAAGAUAGACGACGGGGCCCUUAAACCCGGUUUUGAUGCGUAUGGAAAAUUUGGAGACAAGAAUUUCAGCGGAAACAAUAUGGCUCUAAAAAAUGCGGAUAAAUGGUUGAAGGAAGCUGAUGUUUUGGGAAAGAAAAUCACGACAACCGAUACCAGUAUAACGUUUAAAAAAGUUGUUGGGAACUCUGAAAAAACGAUGACCUUUGACAAAUUCAAGCAGUUUCUUGGAAUACUGGCAGAAACCGCUAACAAAGACGAUCCUACUGGUGAACUGCAAAAGAUCGUCGGAAAGCUCCAGAGCCGUUCGAGUCCGGGAACCACUAAUACUACUACCGUAAGUGACGUCGGCGGUGUUGAUCGCAUGACCGAUACGAGCAAGUACACCGGCAGUCACAAGGAGCGAUUUGAUGCCGAAGGAAAAGGCAAAGGAAUUGCUGGAAGAGAAGAAGUUGCAAAGAAUGAUGGCUAUGUUGGGAAUUACAAGGGCGCAGGAACUUACGAUAAGGACAAGCCUAAAUGAAACCCUUGCAGGAUGACGUGCUCUUGCUGUGCUGGGCAGUGCAUUUAUGAAUUACCUGAAUGGUUAUUCAGAUAGCACAGUUCUGUGAUUUUGCCUUUAAUGUAGUACAAUAUGGGUCUUGUGGGAGGUAGUGCUCAUAAUAGGUACAACUAACCUAUUAACGAUAAAAUUUAAUUGUGUUGUCUUAAGUGGAACGCACCAAUGCAUAAAACAAUCUUCACAGUAAAAAGUUGCAAGUGAA